GACCGCAACAGCUUUGUAAAAGUUCAGUGGUGUAUUUGUUACUUGCCCGAAACACGAGGUCCAGCACAGAGAAAUUCCCAAGACCGAACCCCCCUAUAUUAUCUUGAUAUAAUGCCACCAAUGAAUGCACAUGACGCAACACAAGCGGAAGGCACAGAUCCAAUCGUCUUCAUCGCAGAAACAGAAGAAGGAAAUGGAGCAGUCUUUUUGGAUCAACAUUAUCUUCUUGGUGAUGAUAUGCGAAUGCAAUUGUCAAAUACAGGACCGCUGCCAUACGACAUCUCGAAUCCUUCUCUACAAGCAGGCGCAGGUAAUACUUUCCUGCAAUUCUACCGAGAUAUCCGCUCCCAGUUUAUCACAUCCGCCCAGGAGGAGAGAAGACUUGGAGAAACGCUUCUGGAGGAGAAGAAGGAGGCAAUUAGAGCACUCCUAAAGCCAGUCCAGAAUAGCACGCAUGAAUUAAGCCCCUGCUUCUGCAACGAACCAUACGCAGACACAACAGCGAAGAUCGAUAAUAAUUCGCAUGAACCAGUCAAGAUGCCAGAAUGUCAACAUGUCUUCGGGAAAUGUUGUAUCGUGCAAUGGUUGGGCGAUAACACUCCAUCGACUUGCCCAAUGUGCAGGAGAGUAGUUCCUUUACCGAGAGAUGAACCGGUAACCCAAAAUGAAACUGAGGAUGGCUAUAGUAUCAUUGACUAUCAUUACUGAAGAAGCUAUGAUGGACAGAAUUUUAGAGUAGAUAGCCAAGGCAUGAGCUAGAUAGAUUGAUGAAGUGGCGGAUUGUAUCAAAUUUGAGUCAGCA
Molecule: messenger RNA, 802 nt
Organism: Botrytis cinerea B05.10
Lineage: Eukaryota; Fungi; Ascomycota; Leotiomycetes; Helotiales; Sclerotiniaceae
Exons: 1
Coding region: 112-708 (198 amino acids)
Molecular function (GO): zinc ion binding
Source: RefSeq, a predicted model, not a curated record